Coregonus clupeaformis (lake whitefish) is the source of this 417-nucleotide messenger RNA. RefSeq names its product trafficking regulator of GLUT4 1-like. The transcript is spliced from 2 exons. The record is from RefSeq and is a predicted model, not a curated record. NCBI's taxonomy places the organism in Eukaryota, Metazoa, Chordata, Actinopteri, Salmoniformes, Salmonidae. Gene Ontology annotation, cellular component: membrane. The coding region runs from base 1 to 417 and encodes 138 amino acids.
AUGGCUAUCAACACGGAUGCCGCGUUUGGUAAAAGCGCACUGGGGGAGAGGGAAGUCUCACAUCCCAUCAACUUCCAAGACACAGAGAAACUCCUGAGCGCCGUGACCACCGAACCCACCGGGGAAAGCAACCUCAAACCGUGCGACACCUCUCUCAACUUGAGAAGCAGCAUCCGUUCCCUGAAUGCCGAGCAGAAUGGACACCAAAAGCCAUUAAGGUCAGGCACUGUGGGGCACCUCUGUGCCGCGCCCGUGUCCCCGUCCCAGCUAAGCUUCGGACCCCCCUUCCUCCUCUCCCUGGUGCCACCCGGUUCAGAGCCGCCAAGCUACCUGUGGCUUGCGAUAUUGUCGUGCUUUUGUCCUGCUAUGCCGGUGAACAUGUUCGCGCUGUGGUAUGCUUACAUGGGCCAGCCUUAG